This is a messenger RNA of Prunus armeniaca (apricot), 1707 nucleotides long. Lineage: Eukaryota; Viridiplantae; Streptophyta; Magnoliopsida; Rosales; Rosaceae. The record is from the annotation of a GenBank genome assembly.
AUGUUGUCUGGAAAGAGGAACUCUGCCCUGCAGAUUUUAUCUCUUCUACUUCUGUUUCUCCAUUGCCAAGCGUCAUCCCAUAAUUAUCAUUUUGUGGUGAAAGAAGCUACAUAUACAAGGUUGUGCAGCACCAAGGAAAUAUUGACAGUAAAUGGAAAAUUUCCUGGACCAGUUUUACAAGCUCAUAAAGGUGAUACAAUCUAUGUCAAUGUCCACAACAACGGCAGAUACAACAUCACUGUCCACUGGCAUGGAGUAAAGCAACCGAGGUAUCCAUGGUCAGAUGGUCCUGAAUACAUCACACAAUGUCCAAUUCAGCCUGGGCAUAAAUUCAAGCAAAAGAUUAUAUUUUCUGAAGAAGAAGGAACCAUCUGGUGGCAUGCACAUAGUGACUGGUUUCGAGCAACAGUUUACGGAGCAAUUAUCGUCUAUCCAAAACGUGGAGCUAGCUAUCCAUUUCCCCAGCCUCAUGAGGAAGUGCCAAUUAUAUUAGGUCAGUGGUGGAAAAGGGACAUAAUGGAGGUAUUUGAAGAAUUCGUUCGAACCGGAGGAGAACCUAAUGUUUCUGAUGCUCACACCAUCAAUGGUCAGCCUGGUGACCUCUAUCCAUGCUCAAAAUCAGAAACAUUCAAAUUCUUCGUGGAUGAAAACAAGGCCUAUCUGCUCCGGAUAGUAAACGCCGCAAUGAACAGCAUUCUCUUCUUCUCAAUCGCAAACCAUAGCCUCACAGUGGUGGGAGCAGAUGGGAGCUACACAAAGCCAGUGACAAGAGAUUACAUCACAAUAUCACCGGGACAAACGCUAGAUGCCUUGCUGCUCACAAACCAACAAGUUGGCCAAUAUUACAUGGCCGCUAGGGCUUACUCAAGCAGUCCUGCUGUUGCUUUUGACAACACCACAACCACAGCAAUAGUACAAUACAACAAUAGAAAUUCCACUCCAUUUUCAAGCCCUCCAAUAUUACCUUAUCUUCCUUACUAUAAUGACACAAAUGCAGCCUUCAAUUUCUUUGAUAGCCUUAGAAGCCUAGCCAAUGAAGACCACCCAAUUGACGUCCCAAAAAACAUCACCACUAGAUUAAUCUCAACAGUUUCAGUCAACACAUUUCCCUGCCCAAAUAAUUCUUGUGAAGGACCGAAUGGGACCCGCCUAGCUGCUAGCAUGAACAACAUAAGUUUUGUGGACCCCACAACAACUGACAUCCUAGAAGCAUAUUAUUAUCAUAUUAAUGGGGUGUUUAGAGAAGGUUUCCCAGAUUUUCCACCACUGGUGUAUAAUUUUACAGGUGAAGAUCUGCCAUUGAUUUUACAAACACCAAAGAGAGGGACAAUGGUGAAGGUUUUUGAUUAUGGGUCAAUUGUGGAAUGUGUUUUUCAAGGCACGAACUUGGUUGCUGGGAUUGAUCAUCCAAUGCAUUUGCAUGGGUUUAGCUUUUACAUUGUUGGAAGAGGGUUUGGGAAUUUUGACCAAGACAAGGACCCAUUAAACUACAAUCUCGUUGACCCUCCUCAUAGGAACACUGUGACUGUACCUAUAAGUGGCUGGACCGCCAUCAGAUUCAAAGCCAACAAUCCGGGAGUAUGGUUCUUGCACUGCCAUUUGGAGCGUCACGUAACAUGGGGAAUGAACACCGUUUUCAUUGUAAAGAACGGAAAACACAACAAGGAAAAGUUGCUGCCCGCACCGCAAGAAAUGCCACCGUGCUAA